GCCCGCCCCCGCGGCGGCUGCGUGCGGCCGGGCCCGGCCACCCGGCGCCGCGGUCGUGCCGCCGGGAUCGCUCGCCGUAGCUGAGCUGGUGAGAUAAUGGAGCUGAGGACUGUGGUAGCCACGGUGGAAAGCGGAGAGCAAGACACAGUUCUCAAGGUGCUUCAGAUCUACAACCAAGAGAAAUCUCAGUGCUUCACCUUUGAUGAUGAGGAGCGGGAAGAGAGGAAGAAAAUGGCCCAGCUGCUGAUCAAGUUCUUGGAAAGAGAGCUUCAGCCAUCCUGCCAGGUCACAUGUUUAGAAAGCAUCCGUAUUCUGUCCCGGGACAAAUACUGCCUUGACCCUUUCACCACCAAGGAAGGCCUGAAGACCCUCUCCAGGCAUGCUGGCAUCGAUUACUCGGAGGAGCUCAUCCGAGAGGUCCCAGAUUUGGAUGUAAUCCUGGAAUCCCUAAAAUGUCUCUGCAACGUUGUCUUCAGCAGCCCAAGGGCACAGGAGCUGACAGCUGAAGCCCGGCUAGUGGUGGGACUGGCCAAGCGCAUCAAACUGUACAAUGAGAGAAACCUUCCUCACGAGGUCAAGUUCUUUGACCUGCGUCUCCUGUUCCUACUGACAGCACUCAGAGUGGACAUCCGGCAGCAGCUAGCCCAAGAGCUCAGGGGCAUCAGCCUGAUGACAGAUACCUUGGAGCUAACCCUUGGUGUGAAGUGGAUUGAUCCAUAUGAAGUUGCCACCGAGGAGGGACUUCUCCCACCUUUGCCUCGGCAGGAGACAGAGCGAGCAAUGGAAAUCCUGAAAGUGCUCUUCAAUAUCACCUUUGAUUCCAGCAAGAGGGAGGUGGAUGAGGAAGAUGCUGCUUUGUACCGGCACUUGGGUGCUCUCCUGCGCCACUGCCUCAUGAUCUCUGCUGAUGGAGAGGACCGGACAGAGGAAUUCCACAGCCAUACAGUUAACCUUUUGGGCAACCUGCCCCUGAAAUGCCUGGAUGUCCUCUUGACCCCAAAAGUCCGGCCAGGCUCGCUUGAGUACAUGGGUGUCAAUAUGGAUGCAGUCAGCAUUCUGCUAGAUUUCCUAGAGCGACGUCUUGACAGGGGACACAAGCUGAAGGAGAAUCUGACUCCUGUACUAAACCUGCUGACUGAGAGUGCCCGAGUGCAUCGCCAGACGAGGAAGUUCCUGAAGGCAAAGGUGCUGCCUCCUCUCCGGGAUGUAAGGAAUCGGCCAGAGGUGGGGAACUCGCUGCGGAACAAGCUGGUGCGUUUGAUGACCCACAUUGACACUGAUGUGAAGCACUGUGCAGCAGAGUUCCUCUUUGUGCUCUGCAAGGAGAGUGUGUCACGGUUUGUGAAGUACACAGGUUAUGGGAAUGCAGCUGGGCUUCUGGCAGCACGAGGCCUCAUGGCUGGUGGUCGGGAAGAGGGAGAGUACUCGGAGGAUGAAGACACUGACACAGAGGAGUACAAAGAAGCAAAGCCCAACAUUAAUCCUGUGACAGGACGUGUUGAGGAGAAACUUCCCAACCCCAUGGAAGGGAUGACUGAAGAGCAGAAGGAAUAUGAAGCCAUGAAGUUAGUCAACAUGUUUGACAAGCUGUCCAGAGAGCAAGUCAUCCAACCAAUGGGCAUCACGCCAAGUGGCAACCUUGCCCCCAUGGAGAACACCAUCCGUGAUAUGGCUGACGAGAGGUCGUCGUCCGACUCGGACCUGGGGCUGGACUGAUAUCGACCUCUUGCCCCAACCCCCAGAGGACUGGGGAGCCUCCAUCUGCUCUCCCUCCAGAACUGGUGCUGCACCUGGAGGCUAGUAUUGGGCCAGGACUCUCCCUGUGGGAUCUGAAUCCUGCCUGGACCCUUCACAGUCCACAAUGAAGAACACCCCCCUGCCUCCCUCCCAUCUCUACAACCACCUCUUUCCAGAGGCUCUUCGUGGCCUGGCUCCACCUUGGUCUCUCCUCUCAACAGUCUUGAGGAUUACGGAGUCCAAACUGCUUCCAGGACUUUCCAUUAGGUUUUUCUUUUCAUAUGUGAUAUUUGGGAAGAUGGGUGGGGGGGUCUUUGUGUCUUUGUGUCACAUCAACAUGUUCAGUAAUCUGUGGAGCAUCGUGAGACGUGCACACUGACAUGUAGCCUGUACAUGGUUACACGGGGGAGUCAUUCUCCAGGAAUGCACAUGGGAGCGUGGGCUCCAUGAGAGGGGUGUAAGUGGUUAUCCCCUGCAGAUGCUGGAGAGGGUAUGGCUGUGGGUGCCUCAGUGUAGUACCUGCAUUUCAUUAGAUCCCUGUACGUGUGUGCUCUGCGAACGGUGGUAUGUGUGGUGGUGUCUGCGCACACAGGAGUGCGAGUGUGGACUCAUGAGUGUGAGUGCAGGUGCACUGCACUGACCAGCAUGUGCACGGGGGGAGGCAAGUGAAGCUCUUGGUUGAAGCUUCCAGCACUCCCGUUGACCACAGGAGAGAAACUUGCAAGUGGCUGGCAGAAACACUCUGAUACCUAGUCUGUGGCACUGUGCAAUGUUUCUGUUACCAUUGAGUUUCAUUUCCGCAUUAGCCUUUGUCUAUUGCCCUUUUGAAAUGAAAGGCCAGAAUCUGUGCUGUAUGUUGCCUCCUCAUCUGCCUUGGCUUUCCCACAGAUACAUUUCUUCUUGUGGCCGGGGGCUGGUAUUGAUCCUGUCCUUUGCUGCAGCUUAGAUUUGUCUUUUUUUUUCCCCCUUUUUAAAGAAAAAUGAUUUAAAAGAAAAUCCUCUGAUCUGUCAUGUACCAAAACUUAUUAGCACACAUAGGAAUGCAGAAGUUAUGCUAGAAUAAAGAAAACCUUCUGACAAA
Rhea pennata is the source of this 2818-nucleotide messenger RNA. RefSeq names its product RIC8 guanine nucleotide exchange factor A (gene RIC8A). NCBI's taxonomy places the organism in Eukaryota, Metazoa, Chordata, Aves, Rheiformes, Rheidae. Gene Ontology annotation, biological process: G protein-coupled receptor signaling pathway. Gene Ontology annotation, molecular function: G-protein alpha-subunit binding; guanyl-nucleotide exchange factor activity. Bases 97 to 1716 code for a protein of 539 amino acids. Gene Ontology annotation, cellular component: cytoplasm; plasma membrane. The record is from RefSeq and is a predicted model, not a curated record. The transcript has 11 exons.